Haliotis rufescens (red abalone) is the source of this 1991-nucleotide messenger RNA. RefSeq names its product bud site selection protein 21-like. The coding region runs from base 140 to 583 and encodes 147 amino acids. Gene Ontology annotation, molecular function: RNA binding. The transcript has 3 exons. NCBI's taxonomy places the organism in Eukaryota, Metazoa, Mollusca, Gastropoda, Lepetellida, Haliotidae. The record is from RefSeq and is a predicted model, not a curated record.
GGAAGCACGUGAAGUUGUUGUUUUGGUGGAUCGUGAGUGUUGUCAGAACAAAAUAUGCCACGACAAAGAAGGGCACUGACACAGAGGCAAGACUCAGACGACGAGUUCGAAACUCCGGCAUUCCGAGACAUCGGAAAAGAUGAUGAGACGAAGGAAACCGAAGAAAUUGACAGCGAAGAGGAUCUGGUGGAAGCAGAAGAUGUCUGCCAGUGAUGAGGAUGACAGUGAUGCUGCUCCUGAGGAUGUGGGCUUCUCAGAGACCCGGGCAACAGCCCUUUCCCAGAUGAGGCAGGCAAUGACACAGAUAAAAGAAGAAAAACUCCAGUUGAAAGCAAAGAGAAAGCAGAGAGAUGAAAAGUUUAAGGAACAAAAGCGGAUAAAGUUGGAAGCUGUGUCUCACUUGCCUGAUGAAAUCCUGAACAGUCUUCCAGAAAAACUCAGUGAGGAAAAGAAGGAAACAGAAAUAGGAAAACAGAAAAAGAAGGAAAAAAAGAAACAUGAAGGCAAAAAACAGGGUAACCAUUCCAUUGUCAAUUCUGACAAAUUUUGUUGUAUUUAUGUCCAUGAUUACGUUCUUUCUUAAAAGUAAUUGUACUUGUACUUGUAAUUCGUAUAUUGUAUUGUGAUAUAUGUGAUACAUUAAUAGAUUAGUAUCUUUGUCAUAUUAUUUUUGUUGUCCCCCACCAUAAUAAUUCUGGAACAAUGCUAAAGGUGGUAUAAAACAAUACUCAUUCACUCAUUUCUUGUAAUGUGUUGUUUAGUAACAUAGAGAUUCCCACCUGAGUGUAUUUUGAUAUCCGAUAUAUCAACACUUAUCUUUAAAACUUUAAAGCUCUACAGCUUGUGAGGGAUUUUAUUGGGUGAAAUUCUGUUUAUUAUCCAAGGUCUUUCGACUAACAUUUCCAGUUUGUAAACAGUUAUAACCAGUGUAAAAAAGUACAGCGUAGCAGCUUCAACGGCAGAGAUAUUACUGAUGGUAUGAUCUGCAACGCAUUGUGAUGUAAUUUCAUUGUAGCGAUAUCCCUUGAUCUCCUCUGGGCGGUCGGGUAGCCUAGUGGUUAAAGCGUUCGCUCGUCACGCCGAAGACCCGGGUUCGAUUCCUGCCAUAGGUACAAUAUGUGAAGCCCAUUUCUGGUGUCCCCCGCUGUGAUAUUGCUGGAAUAUUGCUAAAAGCGGCGUAAAACCAUAUUCACUCACUCACUCACUCACUUUAUACAUAUUGUUCAUAAUUCUUUGAUAUUCUUAUUUCAUAAUCAUCAUUUUGAUUAAAAUCCAUUAAAAUGUUAACUUAAAGGCGUUUGGCAACUCAUGGUCGACCAUCCACUGUAUUACAUCUCCAUUCUUUUAUGAUGAAUACCGCUAAAAAUUACCAUUUAUUAUUACAAAAUCAUUAGCGAAAUUUGGAAUCCAAGCCAUAUAACGGAGAGGGGCGUCAACAUCGGCUCUAUAUGGUGUACCCAUGUGGUGAAUUGGUGUGACGAGUCAACGCUUUAACCUCGCUAGACAAACCCCGCCGCCAAUGGCUUUGCCAGUUAAGAUUACUUAUAUAAACAAAUGUCAAAUCAGAUAAGAAGUGUGGUAUAUUUCAUGCAGGUGUUCACCAGAAUAGUCACGUGAUGUCAUGGUUACGAGUUUAGCCAAUCGGGGAACACUUCCGUUGCACGAGUUUUUCCUGCGCGUAAUCCAGACUAUUGAUCGAAACAUACGACGCUUACUUUAUCAAAUGCACUGAAACAUGUGAAAUUAAUUUCAACAAGCUGUUUAGAAUUCCUUUAAAAAUCGAGAUUACAAUGGGCUUAGACCCCUAUUUGUCAUGAGAGAGCUUAGUGUCCGCUUUACAGCGGAUAGCUUAGUGUCUGCUUUUCAGCAGAUGGCUUAGUGACCGCUUUACAGCGGAUGGCUUAGUGACCGCUUUACAGCGAAUGACAUAGUGACCGCUUUACAGCGGAUGGCUUAGUGUGUGCUUUACAGCGGAUGGCUUAGUGACCGCU